Cladocopium goreaui is the source of this 1560-nucleotide messenger RNA. Lineage: Eukaryota; Dinophyceae; Suessiales; Symbiodiniaceae. The record is from the annotation of a GenBank genome assembly.
AUGGCUUCCCCUUCACAGGACACAGAACUGGACGUAGAACUGGGGAUCCUGGAGACAGAGGUCUACAGAAGCGAGGCACAAUCAGCACCCCGAAAGGGCAUUCAGACCAGUUUCAGCGCCACAGCUGGUGAGGAGACCAGAAAGACGAAGAGGGCGGCGAAGAGGGCGGCGAAAAAGAAAGCUACGAUUCAGCUGUCGCAGGAGCGAGACUUGGAACAAGGCGAACAUGGGGCUGAACCUGAGCCAUCUCCGCCUUCAAGCAGCCAGAGGCUCUCGAGUAAGCUGCGGAGGAGUCUGUUCCUAGACUCCGCUUUGCCUUUCAAAGACAAGGGGGUCCAGACACCGGAGCCUUCGGAGACCGAAGCUGACUCGCAGCUUGGCUCUGAGCCCAUCAACGAUGCGAUCAACGAGGCAAAAGAUAAGAAGGAUGAUGAGGAGAAUGAAAAAAAUGCUGAGAAAAACGUCCACGGCACAAAGGAGAAUAUCGAUGAGAAAACUAAUAAGAACAGUCCUAAUGAAAGCACUGAUGGUACACAAAAAAGCGAUAAGAAGAAAGAUCAGAAGGAAAAGGACAAGGAGAAGAAGCCUGAGGACGGUAAGCAAACAGAAGAUAAGGGCAGACAAGCGGACGAGGAGAAGGCGUCUUCCUUGAAGCAUGGGAAAUUUUCCACGGAUGGACGAACGCAGGAAUUCGUGUACAUUCCAACUGCGGACUUUUCAGAGGACGUGAACAGCAGGUCCGCGGAUAUCUUUGACCAAGUCUUACGCCAUUGGAACCUUGCCAGGCCACAGCUCCUGAUCAAGUUUCAAUCAGGUUUCGCACAUCCAAAGAAAUUGCUGGCCAGAGACGAGAUUGACAAGUUUGAGAGCAUAGUUGCCAAUUCAAAUGAAGAGCCGGAAAUUUAUAAAUACUUCAAGCACUUCCUACUAUGCGUGCAGAACCGAAACUUUGCAAUUGCUGAAGAGGGUGGUGAGAUGCUGGAUGAGAAGGAAGAAGCGCUGAAUCUAUUGAAUGAGUUCCUCUUCAAGUCCUUGAGUAAUCUCAUAGAUGUCAUUGUCCGAGCAGCCGUGCGAAACCGUUGCUGGAUCUUGGUCGAGGGUGGCCCAAAUAGUGGCUUGCUGCUGUUGAAGCAAGCGGCUGAGCGGUGUAAAGAAUCCCCUGUGGUCUUGGUGCUGGACGGCGUGCGGCGCAAGCGAUUUGCUUACGCGGAGCUGAACGAGAAGAUCAAAGACUAUGCUGGACAUUCGGAAGUGCAGAAUUUGGACGACCUCGUGAAAUUGGAAGCAUCAAGUGAACCUGAAGACAACAAGAUAGUGAAAGAAGUGAUUGACAAGAUGCGUAAGCGAAUGCGCAUGAAAGGAUGGGAGAAAUUCAAAAAGAAGCAUGAUGACCAGGAGGCCAAAGAGGACAAAGGACGCAGACCUACUGUGGCCACUGUGGGUACUGUGGCCACAGCGGCCACUGACAAAAGUGUGAACACAGUGCAAAGUCAGACAUCACAGACUCUUAAAGAGGUCACCUUGAGGCCAUCUUGGGAUCACAUUGCGAGGUCAGCUUGA